UAGCAGCUAGGUGGAAUGGAUACAUGCUUUCUCUAAUAGCUCUAAGUUCCAUCUUCAGAUACAUUCAUCAGAACGGCAGAAUCCCCCUCUCAGUGUCAGCACUGGCAUGACACGACUGUAACCUACUCAAAGUGAAUGCAGAAAAAGGUCACUGCAAUGCCGAAUCUGAAGAAGAGCUCAGUGUGGCAUCACUAUACUGAGUAUACAGAUGGAAGAAAGAUUGUUGGGAAAUGUAAGUACUGUGGGCAAACCUAUGCAAACAAUGCAACAAGGAUGAAAAGGCAUCUGGCAACGUUAUGCCAGCGAUGUCCGGAGAGAGUGCAGGACUCAUUCAAGAGACUGCUCGAGAAAAGUGACUGCUCCUUACCGAUGAAAUACCUACAUCACACGUCAUAUGAAGCCGGUAGCUCUAGUCAAGCAGCAGCUUUUCCUAUUGUGGAAACUGUAAACGUUCCUCUGCUAUACUUAGAUGAAGGUCCCUUUUCCGCAUCAGGGUCACAAGAUGUGUCUUGUAAGGUUGAUCGUUCGACAUCAGUAGGUUCGGGAACCAGUUUUGUGGGUGCCGUGUCAGAAGUUGAUCAGGAUAAAGAAGGUGUUGGAUUUGUUGAAGUCAUGUCGCUGAGGAAUACACCUCUUUCCAUAAGUGAAAAUGAAGACUGCAAGCAGCCCUACAAAUUGAUGUGUCCAUCUUAUGCAUUGUCAUCAUCUUCUCAAGUGACCCAUUCUGUUAUAGGUGGACAGUAUAGCGGAAUACCAGCAACCAUUGCUCAGAAGAUCCAUCAAGCAGAAUAUCUGACACUGAUGUCAGAUGGGUGGACAGAUGAACAAGAAAAUAGUUUAUUAAACAUUAGGUUUGCAACACCUGAACCAAUAUACCUGAAGACAGUUGUGACCAAAUCUUCAGAGCAGACGGGUGACUACAUAGCCAAUUUGUUGAGUGAAGAGAUCGAAAGGGCAGAUCCCUUUAGGGUACAAGCCCUCGUCACUAACCAUGCAAAUAACAUGCAUUCUGCAUGGGAAAUACUCAAAUCCAAAUAUCCUCAUCUGAUAGUAUUUGGAUGUCUUACUAGUGGGUUGAAUAGUCUGGCAAACAGCAUAGUACACCUGAGGUCAAUAAAAACAAUAAUCUCAGAUUGCAAUGAAAUUGCAAAUGUGUUUAACAAUCAUCGCCUUAUUAGCUAUACACUGAAUCGGAUACAGAAGGAGGAACAAGGCACAGAAGGCAAACUAAUUUACGAGGCCACUAAGUGUUUAGAGAGCCUGCUGAAUUCUAAAAGUCGACUGCAGUAUUCCGCUGUAGAUGAAAAAGUGUCCCAGGUUAUUCCAGUCAACAUUUGUAAGAAGAUUCUGGAUGGCAAUGUUUUUUGGGUUCAAGUCCAAGGAGUUUUUAACUUGUUGUUUCCUAUUUUGGAAGCCGUUAUGAAACUUGAAGAAGGCACUCCCAACAUUUCAUCAAUCCCAGAUAUUUUCAGGAAACUGAAUGAAAAUGUAAUGGAGAAUUUGCCGUCUUUAACACUCCCUAAAGCAGACAAAGAUGAAGCAAAGCAAAUAUUUGAAAACUCCUGCAAAUUCUGCUGUCAUCCAAUUCAUCUAGCAGCAAAUCUUUUGGAUCCACGACACGGUGGAGACAACUUAUCAGAGGAAGAAUUUUGUAUUGCUCUUGACGCCAUUGUGGACGUUGCUAAGAACCUUUCAAGCAUUGAUGAAAUGAGAGUGGUGACGGACCUUGCAGAGUACCGUGCAAAGGACAAACUUUGGAGCAGAGAAAUAAUUUGGAGGGCAGCAAAAACAAUGUCUCCUCUAACAUGGUGGAAGGGAUUUUUUAAAUCCCGUCAAUUGUCUAGGAUCGCAGUGAGGAUCCUAACCAUUCCUUCUACAGCUAGGUCCAAUGAACAGGCUUGAAUAUGAUCCACUUUUAAAAGGAAACUGGGGGGGUAAAAAUUACGCCAUCUUGUUUUUAAUGGAUUUAAAAAAAAAUACUCAUUUAAAGUUUUCCUCAGUGCACUAUUUUGUAUCUCUGCCUUUCCCAUGAUAUCCACCACCCAAAUUAUUUUUCUGUAAUCCACUUUGGAUGAGUGGGUCUGCUCUGUAAACUAAUAGCAGCGAUUUACAAAGCCGCAGUCUGUGGUUCUGUUUUCUCCUGGGAGGAGUGAGUUGUGCAUGUGGAAUAUGCUGUUUGCAAAACAUAGAUAAAAUCCACAUAGCGAAUCCAGAAACACAGCUUCUGGCUGGUUGGAGGUCCCUCCAACCACUUAAGCAAGUUUAGGUGGUUUAGUAACCCUUUAAAGAAACAAUAUAGGCACCCAGACCAUUUCAUGCCAAUGAUGUGGUCUGAGUGCUAUGUUCUCCCCCC
Molecule: messenger RNA, 2353 nt
Organism: Pelobates fuscus (common spadefoot toad)
Lineage: Eukaryota; Metazoa; Chordata; Amphibia; Anura; Pelobatidae
Exons: 3
Coding region: 136-1902 (588 amino acids)
Molecular function (GO): DNA binding
Source: RefSeq, a predicted model, not a curated record